Aspergillus udagawae is the source of this 1959-nucleotide messenger RNA. RefSeq names its product putative heat shock trehalose synthase. The record is from RefSeq and is a predicted model, not a curated record. The transcript has 5 exons. The coding region runs from base 1 to 1959 and encodes 652 amino acids. Lineage: Eukaryota; Fungi; Ascomycota; Eurotiomycetes; Eurotiales; Aspergillaceae.
AUGGCUCUAACAGAUGUACCAAGACUAUCUGGGCAGGAAUUUCAGAGCUCGUCGAAGAAGGCUCUGGAUGUCGAAUUUCAUGAAUUGGAAGAGCGUGCUUCGAGAGAUCCGAUUGAACUCAGCCGGAAGAUCAUCUCGCAAUUCCAGAACUACAGCGCCAAAUACAAUGAAAAAUUCAUCGGUGCUGGCUUGCCAGAGUCCCUUGUCCUCAAAUGCCCAGGUCUUUGCUCACAGCUUUGGUUCAAGCUUGAUAUUGUGCCGUUGGUGCUGAGACAUGAAGCUCGUGCGAGAACUGCACAUGACCGGGGUGAGGUGGCCACCUUCAGAGGCUGGGAAAGAAAAGCACUAGAUGAGCAGGCAGAUUCCAUGGCGCGAAAGUGCAUACGAUCAUUUGGAAUUGGACAUGUGAUCCACACCCAGAUCAGUCAUGACACGCUUGUGGAGGUUGAUAGUCAUUUCAGGGCACAUCUUGCAGAUAAGCAAGACUACGAACGAACUGUUGAACCGAGGUCAUGGGCUAUUGCUCAGCAAUAUGCCGGGGAACUUAGAGAAAAGCAAGUAAAAGUUGCAUUCUUCAGCAUUACGUUGCACGGCAAACCCGACGAACAUAUGAGACAUGCCCUGGUGAGGUUUGCUCAUUGUAUGGGCGUUGACUUUAGAUGGUAUGUUGCGAAGCCACGUCCAGGGAUAGUCAAUAUUGCUCAGAAGAUGAGGGAUAUCCUAGAGGGGUUGGGCAACUCCCUCAAGUGUCUUUCCUUUGACGAGGAGUUAGAGAUUUUAGAGUGGGUGUAUGAGAAUGCCCGGCGAUAUUGGCUGCAGCACAAUGGGCCCCUUCAACCCAGGUCAAAAGGAGGCGUAGAUGUGGUGGUCAUUGACAGUGCACCUUUACUCUCCUUGGCGCUUUUGUCCAAGCAGCAGGACCCCGGGAGACCAGUACUAUAUGAAAACCGUCUAAUGGUCCAGAAUAACAUGGCUGAGGAUCCCAAUAGUCCUUCAGCUAGGGUCUGGGACUUUGUGCAGACGAGGUCAGAACAUGUGGACCUACUGGUUUCUCCAGUACCGAAAGUUUUGGCACCGCAGAUAUUCCCCAGAAAGCGUGUGGGAUAUAUUCCAGUUUCUGUUGACCAACUUGACGGCUUUAACAAGCAUAUGAAUCAGCCAGACAUCGCCUUCUAUGGUCAACUAUUCAACUCCCUGUGCAAAACUCUCAACGCACCGAUUAUACAAUAUCCGGAAGGCAAAGGCCCCCCAUCUCCUAUUGCAAUCUGUCAAUGCUCUGCUAACAUUCUUAUUUACCCCUUAGAGCAAUAUAUUCUACAUCUUGCACAAUUCAGACCCAACGAUGAGACUGUGAUUAUUCUGCAAGCAUAUCAAAUGUUUUGUUGCCAAUGGAUGAAGGAAAGUCCAAAAGCGUCCAUUCCAAAGUUACUUAUAUGCCGCCAUGGCCCUCCUAAAGGCCGUGAGAGCGCACUCCUCUAUGAAGAUGUCAUGCGGCACAUCAACACCGAGAUGAACGACAUCUCACACCUGAUCUGCGUCAUAGAGCUUGGAGGUCCUGAUCAAUUGUGGAAUGUGCUUCUUUCGCAUGCUAAAGUCGUCAUACAACUAUCCAUCCCCGAGGGAAUUCCUGAAUUUCUCCUGUGCGCCACUCAGAAACAGAAGCCUCUGAUCACGAUCAAGGUAGCAAGUUUUUAUUCAUUCCUAGAGAAUAACCCUACCACAUGGCUGGUGGACAAAGAUGACCGCAAAUCUAUCUCACAUCUCUUUCGUCAGCUCAAUGAUCCCAAACUCUCGCCGCAGAUGACAUUGCCCUCACGGAAUAGCCUUCCAGACCAAUAUACCACUGUCGGGAAUGCUAUCUCCUGGUUUUAUAUAGCAUCAAAGUUGUCAAAAGGCGAAAGGAUUGAGCCAGAUGGCGGAGAUAUUCAUCGGUUGGCUCAGUCGGCGGCAAGCCUGUGA